This is a messenger RNA of Pyrenophora tritici-repentis Pt-1C-BFP, 1038 nucleotides long. Its product is annotated as FabG, Dehydrogenase with different specificities (related to short-chain alcohol dehydrogenase). The record is from RefSeq and is a predicted model, not a curated record. NCBI's taxonomy places the organism in Eukaryota, Fungi, Ascomycota, Dothideomycetes, Pleosporales, Pleosporaceae.
AUGGCUUCAAACGCGGGUUUCAACAAAGAAACUGGCGGCCUGGAAGUCGCCAAAACUUACUCCUCUCUUCUCGCUGGUAAAACAGUUCUCAUCACAGGUGUUUCCCCCGGAGGCAUUGGCGAAGCUAUCGCUCGUUCAUUUGCGCACGGCGGUGCAUCCCUCAUCAUUGCGACCGGUCGCAGCAGAACUCGCGUAGAAGAGACAACUCGGCAAAUCGCCACCGAAUACCCAUCGACGCAGUUCCUCAACGUUGUACUGAACCUUGUCUCACUCCAAUCCGUUCGUCAAGCAGCAAACGAGAUUCUUGGAGAGAGUCUUGUCAAAGAGAUUCACAUCGUAGUUACGAAUGCCGGCGGCUUAUUUAACAGUACUGAGCGCCAGCUCACUAUCGAUGGCCGGGAGAUACAUUUCGGCACCAAUCACUUAGGCCAUUUCCUACUUGUCCAACUGCUGCUUCCAAAGCUGCUUGCCGCCGCUAAGAGGAAUCCUUAUGGUGCAACGCGCAUUGUGGCUAUCAGCAGCUUCGCAAGCUAUUUUAGCCCAUUCCGUUUUAGCGAUUACAAUUUCGAUGGUGAUAGGAAGCUCCCUAUCGACGAAAAGCCAGAUUGGCUUGCCGUUGCGAAAUAUUUCGAUUCCACAGCAGUAGAAACGGACAGAUUCAGUCCAAUACUUGCGUACGGGCAGAGUAAAACCGCGAAUGUUCUGUUCGUAGUACAGCUCAAUCGAUUGCUAUCAAAACAAGGGAUAUAUGCCUUUGCAAUCCAUCCAGGUGCUGUGUACAGUACAGGAGGGAAACAUGGUCUAGCCACUAUGCCAGAAUCUGUCAGGACCUUGGUCGCAGAAGUCAUGACGAAGGAUAUUGACCAGGGCAGUGCUACAGCACUGGUGGCAGCACUGGAUCCCAGCUUAUCCCCCGAAAAGGGAGUGUGGUUAAGCGACUGCCAACUUGCCGAGCCAGCUGAAUGGGCAGUAAAUGAAGAAAAAGCGGAAAGGCUGUGGAAGCUGUCCGAGGAGCUUGUGGAGAAGCUAGGAAAUUAG